AUGCCGGAAAGGGCUAUUGCGAGACAUGAAGUCAGAGAAAUAGAACAACGGCACACAGUAGAUGGCCCUCGACUAGAUGUGACACUCGAUGAAGAAGAUGAUGUGGUGAUUAUUUACAACAGAGUACCUAAGACUGCCAGCACGUCCUUCACAAAUAUUGCCUAUGAUCUUUGUGCGAAGAACAAAUAUCAUGUUCUACAUAUCAAUACAACCAAAAAUAAUCCUGUUAUGUCUCUACAAGAUCAG
This is a messenger RNA of Apaloderma vittatum (bar-tailed trogon), 246 nucleotides long. RefSeq names its product heparan sulfate 2-O-sulfotransferase 1-like. Gene Ontology annotation, cellular component: membrane. The annotation marks the transcript as partial. Gene Ontology annotation, molecular function: sulfotransferase activity. The transcript is spliced from 2 exons. The record is from RefSeq and is a predicted model, not a curated record. NCBI's taxonomy places the organism in Eukaryota, Metazoa, Chordata, Aves, Trogoniformes, Trogonidae.